Molecule: messenger RNA, 1181 nt
Organism: Trichomonas vaginalis G3
Lineage: Eukaryota; Parabasalia; Trichomonadida; Trichomonadidae
Exons: 1
Source: RefSeq, a predicted model, not a curated record
UUGAGGGCGUUGGGCGGCUGGGCUGAUGACUUCUUCUUCGUCACCCUUGUCCUCGCCCUUGUCGCUGGAGCUGCUGCUGCUGCUGGACUUCUUCUUGAGAUCGUCGGCAUCCUUGGCCUUCUCUUCGAGAUCGUCGACCUUCUUCUUGAGUUCGGCAACUUCGGCUGGGUCGGCCUUGGCUUCGUCUUCGUCCUUGCCGGAGCAAACAACUGGGGCAUCCUCGGCGGCGGACUCGGCAACUGGUGUAUCGGCAAGCUUCUUCUCGAGAUCGUCAACGCGCUUGGCAAGCUCUGCAAGAGCUGGUGUGUCUUCGUUCUCGAGGGCCUUGAGGGCGGCUUGGGCGGCUGGGCUGAUGACUUCUUCUUCGUCACCCUUGUCCUCGCCCUUGUCGCUGGAGCUGCUGCUGCUGCUGCUGGACUUCUUCUUGUCGGCAAGCUCCUUAAGCUUGUCUUCGAGAUCGUCGACCUUCUUCUUGAGAUCGUCGGCAUCCUUGGCCUUCUCUUCGAGAUCGUCGACCUUCUUCUUGAGUUCGUCGGCAUCCUUGGCCUUCUCUUCGAGAUCGUCGACCUUCUUCUUGAGUUCGGCAACUUCGGCUGGGUCGGCCUUGGCUUCGUCUUCGUCCUUGCCGGAGCAAACAACUGGGGCAUCCUCGGCGGCGGACUCGGCAACUGGUGUAUCGGCAAGCUUCUUCUCGAGAUCGUCAACGCGCUUGGCAAGCUCUGCAAGAGCUGGUGUGUCUUCGUUCUCGAGGGCCUUGAGGGCGGCUUGGGCGGCUGGGCUGAUGACUUCUUCUUCGUCACCCUUGUCCUCGCCCUUGUCGCUGGAGCUGCUGCUGCUGCUGGACUUCUUCUUGUCGGCAAGCUCCUUAAGCUUGUCUUCGAGAUCGUCGACCUUCUUCUUGAGAUCGUCGGCAUCCUUGGCCUUCUCUUCGAGAUCGUCGACCUUCUUCUUGAGUUCGUCGGCAUCCUUGGCCUUUCUUCGAGAUCGUCGACCUUCUUCUUGAGUUCGGCAACUUCGGCUGGGUCGGCCUUGGCUUCGUCUUCGUCCUUGCCGGAGCAAACAACUGGGGCAUCCUCGGCGGCGGACUCGCACUGGUGUAUCGGCAAGCUUCUUCUCGAGAUCGUCAACGCGCUUGGCAAGCUCUGCAAGAGCUGGUGUGUCUUCGUUCUCGAGGGCCUUGA